Molecule: messenger RNA, 1809 nt
Organism: Solanum verrucosum
Lineage: Eukaryota; Viridiplantae; Streptophyta; Magnoliopsida; Solanales; Solanaceae
Product: ethylene-responsive transcription factor ERF054-like
Exons: 1
Coding region: 8-1159 (383 amino acids)
Biological process (GO): regulation of DNA-templated transcription
Molecular function (GO): DNA binding; DNA-binding transcription factor activity
Source: RefSeq, a predicted model, not a curated record
GGAACAAAUGGAAUUUGAUGAUAAUACUUUUGAAAGACAACAAAGGAGGCCAGUUUUUGAAGAAGCUUCCAUGUCUAAUAGGCGUUUCAAAAAGAUCAAAAGUCCGGAACGCCAAUCCUCUGUUCAGCAGCCGUCUUUAAAUCCAUUUGUUCCUUGUAAUAAUCCAACACCAAUGGCAUUUCCUCCUCCUCCGUCAUCGUCAAGGCUUGUUUUCCCUUUUGCCUUUGACGGGACGCAGCAAUCCAUGGAUAGUUCAUCCCAAUUGGGAACGAACACGAUGCCUCUGUAUCAUCCACAACAGCAAAAUCAGCAGCAAAUGAUCUCAUUUUCGCCUCAACAAUGUCUUUACCCUCCGUAUUUUGCAGGGGAAUUGGGUCCAUCACAGAAUCAGCAGCAGAUGUUGCGGUAUUGGAAUGAAACGCUUAAUUUAAGUCCGAGGGGAAGAAUGAUGAUGAUGAGCAGAUUGGGGCAGGAUAGCAGGGGAAUUUUUAGGCCUCAACAAGUACAAGUACAGCCAAUUUCCGCAACGAAGCUAUACAGAGGAGUGAGGCAGAGACAUUGGGGGAAAUGGGUAGCUGAAAUUCGUCUUCCUCGUAAUAGGACUCGUCUUUGGCUUGGUACUUUUGAUACAGCUGAAGAUGCAGCUAUGGCUUAUGACCGCGAGGCGUAUAAGCUAAGAGGAGACAAUGCUAAGCUCAAUUUCCCCGAACUCUUUAUUGGUAAAGACAAAGGAGAACCAUCUCUGUCAUCUCCAAUUGCUCCUCAUGAAUCUUCGCUCCCUGAACAAAAUUCGGAAAGUCUAGAAUUACAACCUAUAAAUAAUGAACAAUUGCCUCCGUCACCGCCCCCACAGCCACUACCGGAAGGUGAUAACCAUGACGAGGACUCGGGGAUUGGAUCGAGUGAGGUGACUACUAAUUCACAAUCAUCUGAAUUAGUAUGGGGUGAUAUGGCUGAGGCUUGGUUCAAUGCAACUGGUUGGGGUCCAGGUAGUCCAGUUUGGGAUGAUUUUGACUCAAAUAACAACCUCAUGUUUCCACCUAAUCUUCAUUUUGGGAAUUUCUGUCAACAAGAGCCUCAUAAUUCUGAUCCUCAUCAACAUCAUGAUACGAAUAGCGAUCCAUCUUCGCCUUCAUGUCCUAUGAGGCCGUUCUUCUAGGUUCAACUUUUCUCAUACAUUCGUCUUGUUAGGAUUUAGGUGUCACAUACCAUUUCAUGGAAACAGUCUCUUGCAGAAAUGCAGGUUAAGACUGUAUACAAUAUACCCUUGUGGUCCAUCCAGGUCACAUGCACCAGGCUACCCUUUAUACCAUUUCAAGAUUUACAACUCCCUUUGGCCAUAGGAGAUUCUUUUAGAUAAUCUCCAGGGAUUCAUCCGGUGGAUGAAUCCUUCCGUGUGAGCUCACACGCCAUCUUUGUUCAUCUCUUUUCCCUUUUAACUCUUCUACUCUCCCAUCUUUGGACCUUUCUUCCACUUGAUCCACCAUACUUUGUCAUUUCUGCAAAAUGGCUGCAUAUUUAAAGCCUUUUCUUGCAGUGACAAUGUGUACUUGUUGUUUACUAGUACUUCAUACAUAUGUAUCACAUUUAGUUGAGACCAUAUGCUAGUAGUUAAAUUAUCUUAGAUUAGACGUCGAGGGAGAUAGUUUUAUGAUCUACUCUCGAUAGUCACUCCAUCACGAGCUCAUUUUUUGAUUCGCGAGGAUGGAGGAAGUUGAAGUGUCUGUAUAUGUAUUAUCUUCACUUCAGAUCUAUAUGUUGUAAUUUGUUUGUUGUUGUUGUUGUUUUUAUUGAAGAUAUUUAGUUCAA